Molecule: messenger RNA, 4505 nt
Organism: Cebus imitator (Panamanian white-faced capuchin)
Lineage: Eukaryota; Metazoa; Chordata; Mammalia; Primates; Cebidae
Gene: NHLRC2
Product: NHL repeat containing 2
Exons: 11
Coding region: 198-2378 (726 amino acids)
Molecular function (GO): protein binding
Source: RefSeq, a predicted model, not a curated record
AUUACGUGCCCGGGAACUGCGACGAUUUGGACUUUUGGCACUUGGACGUAUUAAAAAGAAAAAAGUGUCGUUGGCGUGGAGUGGAGCUGGUGGAGGGUGAAUGCGCCCUUUGGGAACCACAGGACAGUGAACGUUUCGUCUCUCCCAGCGAGAAUCUCCCGCGGGCCCAGAGGUCGCUUCGGGAGCCCGGAGGGAACAUGGCGGCGCCCGGAGCCCAGGGCCGCAGCCUCUCCGGCCUACUCCCCGCGCAGACCUCGCUGGAGUACGCCUUGCUAGACGCCGUCACCCAGCAGGAGAAGGACAGUCUGGUCUACCAGUAUUUGCAGAAGGUGGACGGCUGGGAGCAGGACUUGUCUGUUCCCGAGUUUCCGGAAGGAUUAGAAUGGCUGAACACAGAAGAGCCUAUUUCUGUCUACAAGGAUCUAUGUGGAAAAAUAGUCAUCCUCGAUUUCUUCACCUACUGCUGCAUAAACUGCAUUCACCUAUUGCCUAAUCUCCGUGCAUUAGAACACACAUACUCUGAUAAAGAUGGUCUUCUCAUUAUUAGUGUUCACUCGGCUAAGUUUCCAAAUGAAAAAGUCCUGGAUAACAUUAAGAGUGCCGUUCUUCGAUACAACAUCACCCACCCUGUGGUUAAUGAUGCAGAUGCCGGCCUCUGGCAAGAACUAGAAGUUUCCUGCUGGCCAACUUUAGUCAUACUUGGACCUCGAGGAAACAUGUUGUUUUCUUUGAUUGGCGAGGGACACAAAGACAAAUUAUUUUUAUAUACUUCAAUUGCUUUAAAGUAUUACAACGACAGGGGACAGAUCAGAGAUGAUAAAAUUGGAAUAAAACUCUAUAAAGAUUCUUUGCCACCUUCACCAUUGCUAUUUCCUGGCAAAGUAACAGUAGACCAAGUUACUAAUAGAUUGGUAAUAGCAGACACUGGACAUCAUAGAAUUUUGGUCGUUUGGAAGAAUGGACAAAUUCAAUAUAGCAUUGGAGGACCCAACCCUGGAAGAAAAGAUGGAAUAUUUUCAGAAUCAACUUUUAAUUCUCCACAGGGUGUAGCCAUAAUGAAUAAUACCAUAUAUGUGGCAGACACUGAAAACCACCUUAUAAGAAAGAUUGACCUAGAAGCUGAGAAGGUGAGCACUGUAGCUGGCAUUGGAAUUCAAGGUACAGAUAAAGAAGGUGGAGCAAAAGGAGAAAAACAACCCAUUAGUUCCCCUUGGGAUGUAGUUUUUGGAACGUCAGGUUCAGAAGUCCAAAGAAAUGACAUUCUAUGGAUAGCCAUGGCAGGGACUCAUCAGAUAUGGGCACUCCUACUGGAUUCUGGGAAACUGCCUAAGAAAAAUGAGUUAACAAAAGGAACCUGCCUUAGUUUUGCUGGAAGUGGAAAUGAAGAGAAUCGAAACAAUGCCUAUCCUCACAAGGCAGCUUUUGCUCAACCUUCAGGCCUUUCCCUGGCCUCUGAAGAUCCCUGGAGCUGCCUGUUUGUAGCAGAUAGUGAGAGCAGUACAGUGAGAACCAUUUCGCUGAAAGAUGGAGCAGUGAAGCACCUCGUGGGAGGAGAAAGAGACCCCAUGAAUUUAUUUGCUUUUGGUGACAUCGAUGGAAUAGGAAUCAAUGCAAAGCUUCAACACCCCCUUGGAGUAACGUGGGACAAGAAAAGAAAUUUACUUUAUGUGGCAGACUCCUACAAUCACAAGAUUAAAGUCGUGGAUCCAAAAACAAAAAACUGUACAACAUUAGCAGGAACUGGAGAUACACAUAAUGUUACCAGUUCCAGUUUUACCGAGUCAACUUUUAAUGAACCAGGAGGCUUGUGUAUUGGAGAGAAUGGACAAUUACUGUAUGUAGCAGACACCAAUAAUCAUCAAAUUAAAGUGAUGGAUUUAGAAACAAAAAUGGUAUCUGUGCUUCCCAUCUUCAGAUCCGAAAAUGUUGUGGUAGAUGGCCCAUUUCUAGUAGAAAAACAGAAGACAUUACCCAAAUUACCUAAAUCUGCUCCAAACAUUAGACUUUCCCCCGUGACUGUGUGUGCUGGCCAGACUCUUCAGUUCAAACUCAGAUUAGACCUCCCGUCAGGAUCAAAGCUAACUGAAGGGGUACCCAGUUGCUGGUUUCUAACAGCUGAAGGCAAUGAAUGGCUGCUUCAAGGACAGAUACCAUCUGGAGAUAUAGAGAACAUUUCCAAUCAACCAACAAUUUCACUACAGAUUCCUAAUGAUUGUUUAGCACUUGAAGCCAUUAUAUCUGUCAGCGUGUUUCUUUAUUACUGUAGUGCAGACAGCAGUGCUUGCAUGAUGAAGGCAGUUUUGUUCAGUCAGGCUUUACAAAUAACUGAUACCCAGCAAGGUUGCAUAGCUCCAGUAGAGCUCAGGUAUGUAUUUUAGCCAGCCAGCUAGCUAGCAACCCAUUGCCACCACCUGCUGUCCCCAUCCUAUCGCUGUAAUUUAAUGAAAGAAAACUUCACUUCUGCCUCUGGAUACCCAGAUGCCCUUUGCUCAUUUCUAACAACUGAUAUUAAAAUAAAGCUAUGCUUCUUAUUUACUUUUUUUAUUAUAAACAGAUUCCUUUGCUCUGGCCAAUACUAGCUGAGUCGUUGAUCAUCAUUGGAAUCAUGAUAUUGUAAUCUGUGCUGCUAUUUGGCACAAGAAUGAAGUCCACACUACAGUAGAGAAUACUAUAAGAUAAUUUACAAUGAAUACUGAUAAUAAUACCAGAUAUUUUAACUUUUUCUACCUUUAUUAAUAACAAUCAGCACAAUUGAAUGUGUAAAUUUCGCAGUAACUUUAGGCAGAACUUAAGCUCCAAUCCACAUUUGUAUAAGAACAUGAACUAUUCAAGGCAUAAAAUCUGUUAUAAAGGAGAGUUUUGAUCUAUUUUUAUUAUAAAUAAUUUGUUCUAACAUACCACUUUAAUGCCUUAAAACUUUAUACAGGUAAAGUUGGACACAGAAUAUCUAAGGGCAUAUAGACCGACUCCUCUAAUUUUGUUUUUGAGUGACUACAUUCAGAUGAUGAAUGAGUCCCCAGAAAUAUUAUGACUUUCAAGGAAAAAAGGGACUUCAGGACACAUUACUUAGUAUCUGUGAUAAAUAAUUUAUUGUGACAGCUAAAUCUGAUGGUCAUGUAUCUUGCUUGUUUUGGAAAUUUACAUUUCACUUGUAAGCAUUACAUGCAGAUUCGUUGGGUUCAGGUUUAGAGGUUUUUUGUUGCCAUAUCCAGAAUUUAAAUUAUCAUUUAUUGUGAUGUUUAUAAAAAUCACUUUUAAGCUUUCAAAGUGAAAUUUUCAGUGUGAAGUAUUUUGAUGCUAUUAAUAGACACAGUAUAUCCUAAUAUAUUACUCUUCAAAAUAUUAAGGCCGAAAAGAAUAAUACUUUCUUUCAAUUUUUGUUGUUUUUUAACCCUAAAAAGAUAUUGAAAAAGUUUCUGCUGUCAUAAUUUAUAACUAUUUAAAAGCCUAAUCAUUUUUUCUUAAGACCUAUUCAACGUGUUUGUGAUUUAAUCAGCUUACAAGAUUUUAAAAACAUCAGGUGAACCAUGUUUAUUCAGUAAAUAUUUGUAGACAAUAUGGCAUAAUAUGCUUCCCUUCCUUGUGAAAAACAGUGCUAAAUUUGAAGUGUAAUCUUUUUAAAGCAUCACUGUUUAUUUUUAAUUAUUUUUUGGAAUGUUGUUUUGAAAUGUAUUAGUUUGUUUUAUUCAUAAGGUUAGCUGAAUCUCUGAAGUAAGGAUGUAUAAAUCAUGACAUUGAUUUAAUUAGUCUUCUGCUGAAGCGAUUUUUAAAGAGAAGUAUAGAUAUAAAAUUAAAAGGAAUCCUUUUUAAAACCAUGUGUAAUUACCUCAUAAACCUUUUCUCUCCACAAGCAAUCAAAAAAAUGAAAUGUUCUGUAAUAAAAGGGUGUAUAACAUUCUCUUUUAGGGAUAAUAGGCCUUAGGUUUUUUCUUUUCUUUUUUUUUUUUUUCCUUUUUUUUGUUGUUGUUGUUUUGAGGUGAAGUCUGGCUCUGUUGCCCAGGAAGGCAGAUACAGUGGCACGAUCUCAGCUCACUGAAACCUCCACCCCUGGGUUCAAGAGAUUAUCCUGCCUCAGCCUCCACAGUAGCUGGGAUUACAGGCACACACUACCAUGCCUGACUAACUUUUUGUAUUUUUAGUAGAGACAGAGUUUCACCAUGUUGGCCAGGCUGGUUCCAAACUCCUGGCCUCAGGUGAUCCGCCUGUCUCAGCCUCCCAAAGUGCUGGGAUUACAGGUGUGAGUCACUGUGCCGGCUGGCGUUAGUUAUUUUUUAAAUCUUAUUUGACUUACUAUAUUUCUUAUUUCUAGUUGGACAGGACGAGAAUUGUGGCCCAGUCAUUCUUUGUUUAAGGACAUAAACAAUUUCACACUCUAAAAGAAGUAUAUAUAAGUUUAAUCUGCUAAUUUAGAAGUGUCUGACAAUUUAUUUUUCAAUAUAAACACAGUGUUUGUUUUACAUUUUCAUGUACAUUGAAAAUGCAAAAGCAUUUUUUACAAUCUAUUC